UGAUUAUACUGCAAGUCUAACUUCGCGUUCAUUGAGGUUGAUUAGUUGUUAUCUCAAAAAGGUAUUGUAUUCUCACGAGUUGAGUUCUGAAGUCUUUCAGGUCUCUGCUAACACGGUCGAGGAUCAUCUUCCAGUUUCGCAAGAGCUUUUACUAGUUUGUAGUCGCGUUUUGCGCUGUCAAACGUAAGACUUAGCAAACAGGCACAAAACGCACCAUCGCACGUUGCUCACCCUGUUCAUGAAAUUUUUGACGACCUUCUGCUAACUGGAAUCUCUUUCGACGCGUCUACCGAUGAACACCCAUCAUGCCCUUCAGUGGCUACCAUCUUACCUCGUUCCGUUCGUUUCCCUUUCAUACCCAACACCUCCACCCGUCAAUCCCGACUCAUUUCACCAUUCCGCGUACUACAAGACUGGCGUGCUAGAUGGUUGCUUCAUAAUAACUUGCAUUGCUGUCAUGGCAAUUAUGCGCGACGUAGUUCGCAUCUUCGUAUUGGAGCCUUUCGCCAGGUGGAAGCUCACCCGCACUUGGGAACGUUCUAAUUCCUCCCGCGCACAACAGAACGGCAACAAAAAUGAUAUCACCAACGGAAACGGACAUGCUGGGCAUGCUAGUGAUGAUUCCAAGCCAAAAAGCGUAAUGUCUGCGCGUCAAUCUCGCAAAAUUCAUCGCAGCGUUCUGAGGUUCGCAGAGCAAGGCUGGUCAGCCAUCUACUACACACUCCAAUGGCUAUUUGGCUUUUACGUUCACCGAAACCUUCCUACUCAAGCCUUAAAACCGACGGAGUUGUGGUUGAAUUACCCCCAUAUUCCCAUUGCUGGACCUUUGAAGUUUUACUAUCUUACCCAGACCGCCUUCUAUCUUCAUCAAAUUCUCAUUCUCAAUGCCGAGGCUCGCAGGAAAGAUCAUGUGCAAAUGAUGACUCACCAUGUCCUCACAAUUUUCCUCAUGGUCAUGAGCUACUUCUGCAAUUUCACACGUAUCGGAUGCCUCAUCAUGGUAUUGAUGGAUUGGAAUGAUAUCUUUCUCCCAGUAAGUCACUCUCCCUCUUUAAUGAUGCAGACACAAUUAGUCGUUCCCCAAUAGAUCGCCAAAAUGUUUCGGUACAUUGGCUUGUAUACCCUUUGCGAUAUCACUUUCACUUGGUUCCUUAUAUCAUGGUUUGUGGCACGUCACGUUCUAUUCGUCAUCGUCAUAAAGUCAGGCCUGGUUCGACGGCCCCCGGUUGAUCUCUGUAGGCUGGGUGCCAGAAUUAGGACAUUAUUACUCUGAGAGGACUUAUAAUACCUUUGUCUACUUGCUGGUGGCACUACAGGUGAGUGUCAGAAGUCCUAUCGACGUUCGCACCCGCUAAGUCUCUCAAGAUCAUCCAAAUCGUCUGGUUCUGGAUGAUUUGUCGCAUUGCAUGGCGCGUGAUCAGUGGUCAGGGUGCCUCGGACGAUCGCAGCGAUGAUGAAAGGUGAGAUUCCUAAACACACGUGUUCAAUCCAAAUUGAUGAUGUGUUUGUAGCGAGGAAGAAAAGAAGAGUCA
Molecule: messenger RNA, 1532 nt
Organism: Suillus bovinus
Lineage: Eukaryota; Fungi; Basidiomycota; Agaricomycetes; Boletales; Suillaceae
Product: TLC domain-containing protein
Exons: 3
Coding region: 293-1087 (264 amino acids)
Biological process (GO): ceramide biosynthetic process
Cellular component (GO): membrane
Molecular function (GO): sphingosine N-acyltransferase activity
Source: RefSeq, a predicted model, not a curated record